GGUGUGAGCCACUGCGCCAGGCCAAAUUGCACAUAUUUAAAGUGUACAAUUUGAUGAGAUUUGUCGUACGUAUGCAUCUGUGGAAUCAUCACUACAAUUCAUACAACAGACAUAUCUAUCACCUGAAGUUUUCUCAUGCCCUUUUGCAAUCCUUCUCUCCUAUGCCCCUCAUUCCACGGACAUGAGCAGACCCUACAUUUCCUGCUAUUCCAUUGUCUAACCAGAGCUCCUAUUUUCCCCUUCUUUUAUUGGCAAGAACAGACAGGGCUCCUAUUUGUUAUAGCCAGCACUCCUAAUUUACUCUUGUUCCAUGGAAAUACUCAGGCCCCUACUUUUCCAUUAUUUCAUGGCAGUAACCAGACAACUAAGUCCUCUAUUUCCCUUUGUUUUGUCACUCAGGCUGGAGUGCUUGGUGCGAUCUCAGCUCAUUGCAACCUCGACUUCUCUUGGGCUCAGGCGAUCCUCCCACCUCAGCUUCCCGAGUAACUGGGACUACAGGUAGGCCAUCCCCCAGGAAAGCCUAUGUUGGUGAGGGUCACCGUGGGAGAACGAGUGAGCUACUGCCUGGCACCACCACACCCUGGAAGGUGCAGUUGAGAAGAAGGUUUCCGAGGCUGUAGACAUGGGGAUCAGAUGCUGGAGAAACCCCCUGCUGCUGCUGAUUGCCCUGGUCCUGUCGGCCAAGCUGGGUCACUUCCAAAGGUGGGAGGGCUUCCAGGAGAAGCCUAUGAGCAAGAAGAACAUGAAUUCAACGCUUAACUUCUUCAUUCAGUCCUACAACAAUGCCAGCAACGACACCUACUUAUAUCGAGUUCAGAAGCUAACUCGAAGUCAGAUGCAGCUGACGACAGGAGUGGAGUAUAUAGUCACCGUGAAGAUUGGCCGGACCAAAUGCAAGAGGAAUGACACGAGCAAUUCUUCCUGUCCCCUGCAAAGCAAGAAGCUGAGAAAGAGUUUAAUUUGCGAGUCUUUGAUAUACACCGUGCCCUGGAUAAACUAUUUCCAGCUCUGGAACAAUUCCUGUUCAAGUAGCCUGAGCAUGUGUGAGCAGAAACCUGGAUGAGGGCUCAGACGGAGUUGUGUGCACUGGCUGUUAAUAAACUGUAAAGGAUCAUGUCUCCCUCAUUGGGGUCUCAUUACACAUGCACACACACACAUGCACAUACACAUGAUUGUACACGCACACACACAUGCACACACUUACCUUCACAACCCCCACACACAACGCUCACACUCACGACAGCCUCAUACUCUCACCACUCACAUACAGGCACACCCACUUUAACAGCCUCACACACUCAUCCACCCGCCCACCCACUCACUCAUACAUGUCAAACACAGGCACACUCACACACACUUUCAGUGGUCUUCAGGGGUUGGUGCAAUCUUUUCUCUCUUUUUUUUUUUUUUUUUUUUUU
This is a messenger RNA of Chlorocebus sabaeus (green monkey), 1418 nucleotides long. The record is from RefSeq and is a predicted model, not a curated record. Lineage: Eukaryota; Metazoa; Chordata; Mammalia; Primates; Cercopithecidae.